CCGCCCCCGGCUGUGCGGGAGAGACAAUAGAGGGGCCGGGGAUGGAUGGCGAGGUGCGCGCGGCCCCGGGGUGCCUGCGCCGGGGGACGGGGCUGUGACCGGCGCCAGGGAGAAGGGGGGCGAUGCCCCUUUCUGAGCGCAGCCCGCCUCUGUGCUAACCUGGCGGGAUGCGGGAGGCGCCAGGGCUGCUGUGAAGCCGAGUCCUGGGGCUGCCCGGAGGCUGGGACAUGUUGCUGGUGCCCCCCUGAUGCUCGCCGGGCGCUGCUGGUGAGGAGCGACGCGAGGCCACGGUGGGGGCGACCCGAGGCUCCGAAGCCAUGGGGAGAUGCAAUGGGCGAUGCACGCUGGUCGGAUUCUGCUGCCUGCAGCUGGUAGCGGCGCUGGAGAGGCAGAUCUUUGAUUUCCUGGGCUACCAGUGGGCACCCAUCCUGGCUAAUUUUUUGCACAUCAUGGCCGUUAUUUUGGGUAUUUUUGGGACCAUCCAGUACAGAUCCAAAUACCUCAUGAUGUACGCGGUGUGGCUGGUGCUGUGGGUCGGCUGGAACACCUUCAUCAUCUGCUUCUACCUGGAGGUCGGACGCUUGUCGCAGGACCGAGACUUCAUCAUGACCUUCAAUACCUCACUGCAUCGCUCGUGGUGGAUGGAGAAUGGGCCGGGCUGCCUGGUGACACCGGUGAUGAACUCCAACCUGGCACCUGAGGACCAUCACGUCAUCACCGUCAGCGGCUGCCUGCUUGACUACCAGUACAUCGAGGUAGUGAGCAGCGCCACGCAGAUAUUCCUGGCGCUCUUUGGCUUCGUCUACGCCUGCUAUGUCAGCAAAGUGUUCCUGGAGGAAGAAGACAGCUUCGACUUCAUCGGUGGGUUUGACUCCUACGGCUACCAGGCGCCGCAGAAGACGUCACACCUACAGCUACAGCCGCUCUACACCUCCGGGUAACCUCCUCCUGCCCUGGAUCCAGCCUGGUCUGCCGUGGGAGCUCGAGGCGACAGGACCUGGCUAGAGCCAACUGUCCCACACCCUAUGUCACAACGCUGGCGAGGUGUGGGGGACAACACUGAGCCACCUGGUCUCCUCCUGCCUCCUUGCAAGACCCCCCAAAACGGAGCCAGGAGCUGCACAUCCAUCCCAGCCUGGAUGCCUGCGAUCCCAGACCACCCAUCUGCAGCAGGACUGGGGCGGCUGGAUCUGAGGGCCCUCCCCUGAGCCGUGCUGCCCCCCACCCCGGGCUCCCAAACCCUCGCCGGGAUGGGGACAUGGGGACAUGUGGGGAGGUGGCAUUGCUCACUGGACACUGUUUUCUUCUGUUUCUCGCAGCCUGUAUUUUCCUAGAAGCAGUGGGGCCCCAGGCAGGAGGGGGGCCUGGAGAGGGAUUGGGGCAAAAAUCAGCCGGUUUGGAGCAAAUUGAGACCAGUGGCAGGGGAUAAACACCGCUUUGGGGACAGCGGGGCACAGAGAGCAGCUUCAUCCUCCAUGGGUUUGGGACAACUUCCCAAAGCGUCUGGUUUGGAGUAGGGUUGACCCCAAAAACAGGGGGUUUGCUCACAAGAAUGGAGGGUUUGCUCCUAAAAAAUAGCGGGAUUGCUCCCAAAAAUAGGGAUUUUGCUCCCCACGGGAAUUUUCCAGGUGCCCUUGGUUGGAUGAAACGGCAUCAAAGGGGCUCAGUCUGGGAUGCUCCCCUUGCCUCAAGGCACUGGAUCCGGCUGUGAGCAUCUUGCCUCGACCCCCCCCAAAUCUGGGGACACGGGGGGACACACAGCACCCCAAAAGCCCUCUGCAAAGUCCCCGUCUCCCAGGUUUCGGGUGUGGGGGGGCCUUGCUCAAAUUUGGCAAUACUGACACUGCUUUUGACACAGCCUCUUUCCGGCUGUUUUAACGAAUCUAAUGAAUGUUUUAGGUUGGUUUCUUUUUAAUUAUCGGAUUCUUUUUUUUUAAUUUAAAGUGCCUGUUUAGACUCUGGCUGAGCCCGAUCUCCCCCAAGGCUGACACCGUGCCUUUAGCAUCGCUCUGCACCCCACCCCAGCUGCCCCAGCCCCUCUUCCAGGGUCAGCUCGGGGCAUAGCCAACCCCUCCAUCCUUUGGGGGUCUCGGUGGCAAAUCCAUCCGUUGGGUUUGGUGGCAGAAGAGGGGAGACGUCGGCAAGUGGGGAGUGGUUAUUUUGGGGUGGGGGGGGGAUGUGCAAGGGUUGGGCAGCAAAAUGAAGACAAGCUGAGAAUGAGAAGCCUUGGAAGAAGCUGGAAGGAAAAAAGUUGCUUCAUGAAGCGUCCGACCUCCUUGGUCUCCUUUUUCUCCCAGAGGUGGGAUGGGGUUUCUCCUGGAUCUGGCCCCAAGCCCACCCUUUGCAUCUGCGAGCAGGGUGGGAAUUUUCCCUCCCAGGUGUUUUUCCUCCAGUCCUGGGGGUUAUUCGGGGAAUUUUUUUGCCCUCUGGAGUGAUUUUUGUCCUACCCACAAGCAGCCGUGAAGUGCCAACAACCAAAGCCUCCAAAACCCUGGGCAGAGGAUGGGCUGCAUCCCCCACCAGCCCCUCCGCUGCCUCCAGCCAAGCUGUGAACUCUACAGGCAAUAAUUUUUCCACUCUUUCUCCCUCCUUUUUUUUCCAAGGAAAAUUGCAUUUUUCAAGCAACGACUCCUCCCCAGUCCCCAAAAACACAUCCCCAGACUCUGCCCAGCCCGGGGACAGCAGCAUCUCCAGGGUUGCUUUUCCCGUCCAGGAUGAAGGACGCUCUCGCUGGCCCGUGGUGGGAUGGGCUGGGCAGGCGCCUGCCUGCUCGAAGCCCUUUUCCAACCCAGCAGGAAGCAGAAGGAAAAGCUUGCCAUCAUUUAAAACUCAGCUGAAAGAGCUUCCCUCCCUCCUGAGCUCGGCAGGAGCCAGGCACAGGCGCUCUGCGACCUUUGUUUUUUCUUUUCCGUUGGCUUGUUUUUAUAUGAGACUGUAUUUGUAACGUGAACCGAGGAUUUCUUUUCUAUUCUGUAAUUAUAAAAGUUGAAGGAAAGUUUCACCCGAUGGUUGGUCUGGU
Messenger RNA from Cuculus canorus (common cuckoo), 3019 nucleotides. It is a transcript of the gene NKAIN1, whose product is annotated as sodium/potassium transporting ATPase interacting 1. The record is from RefSeq and is a predicted model, not a curated record. The transcript is spliced from 7 exons. Lineage: Eukaryota; Metazoa; Chordata; Aves; Cuculiformes; Cuculidae. Gene Ontology annotation, biological process: regulation of sodium ion transport. The coding region runs from base 318 to 941 and encodes 207 amino acids.